This is a messenger RNA of Hibiscus syriacus, 1407 nucleotides long. RefSeq names its product probable sphingolipid transporter spinster homolog 3. Gene Ontology annotation, molecular function: transporter activity. The record is from RefSeq and is a predicted model, not a curated record. Lineage: Eukaryota; Viridiplantae; Streptophyta; Magnoliopsida; Malvales; Malvaceae. The transcript has 11 exons. Gene Ontology annotation, biological process: transmembrane transport. Gene Ontology annotation, cellular component: membrane. The coding region runs from base 486 to 1157 and encodes 223 amino acids.
CCUCAUUUCCCAAUUGUUCCUCAAUGCUUCCUCGCCUCUCCUCUUCGAUACUUUCUCGUCCUUCUUCUUCUCCAACCAUAACAAUACCCACCCCUCGAGACGAGCCUUGUCCCCAAGGAUCGAACGCAGGAAACUGGCCCUUGAGAGUCGAAUAAUCCUCCCAAGUGUCAUUUCUUCAGCAAGAUUCUCCCAGCGAACCAAAAGUUGAUUUUCUAGAAUUUGAGAGUCGAAUAAUCCUCAUAGGAAGUUUGGUGGCAGCAGUCGUUGAUUUUCCGAUGAACUUUUUCAAAAGGCUGACAUGGAAAACUGGAUGUAAUCGAGAGACUCUGGGCAAUGAAUGUCUGCCUGUAGGGUUGUAAUUUCAGGUACUGGGCCUUCGGUCUUGGGCUGCUCCAGCAUACAAUAACCUCGCCUGGCCUGCUCCUCAGCUGUGGUCAGUAAGCAUACACAACAUUUUGAAUCAGAUUUCUCGGUUUGCAAAAGACAUGAAAGUGCUUUUGGUGGAAAAAGUUUAUGUUGUAAAUGUUUUGGGUUACGUGGCAUACAAUUUUGUUAUUGGAGCAUAUUCAUAUUGGGGGCCAAAGGCUGGUUAUAACAUUUAUCAUAUGAAGAGUGCAGAUAUGUUGUUUGGAGGGAUUACAAUUGUUUGUGGGAUUAUAGGAACAAUAUCAGGUGGCUUCAUCCUAGAUCGCAUGAGUGCUACAAUAUCUAAUGCCUUUAUUCUUCUUUCAGGGGCAACAUUUCUGGGCGCAAUAUUUUGCUUCUCUGCUUUCUGUCUAAGGAGCCUGUACGGUUUUAUAGUUCUUUUUGCUGUGGGUGAAUUACUUGUUUUUGCAACUCAGGCUCCUGUCAAUUAUGUAUGUCUCCAUUGUGUAAAACCGAGUUUGAGACCAUUAUCUAUGGCUAUCUCUACUGUCUCAAUUCACAUAUUUGGUGAUGUUCCUUCCUCGCCACUUGUUGGGGUUCUCCAGGAUCAUAUCAAUAAUUGGAGGGACACUGCACUUAUUUUGACCUCUAUUCUCUUUCUUGCUGCUGGGAUAUGGUUUAUAGGUGUUUUCCUACUUAGCGUGGACAAGUCCAAUGACGGAAGUGAACAAGUUUCUACAGCCAAUUCAAAGCCAUUGCUUGAGGGGAACGUGGAUGAAAGUUUUUUGUGAAGUAGUCGGGAGCAGCAUGCUAUUAAAAACUUUGCACAUCCCCAGUGUAAAUAAAAUUAUAGCUUUAUUUCAAUUGUAUAAGUUUCCAAAGUUAUUCUGUUAGCUUUUGAGGCAGUGUUUGAACUAAGUGGACGUGGAACACUUACUUUCACAAGAAGUUUGAUCAUAAGAAUAGCAAGAAUGAUAAAAUUUCAAUUAAGAAAAUGGAAUGUGUUUUUGAUGUGAAUGUAAAAUUUAUUGGUCUUGUACA